GAGGCCUCGCGGGCCGGCGGCUAUGGAGGAGGCGGCGGCGGUUGAUGGUUGACUGUUGGCUCCAGGGUAGGGGUCGCCGCUCGGGCGAUCUCCUCAAACCCGACCAGAGUGCUUGGACUGCUGACGUUCAGCCUGGAGCCCGCGGGCGAGACCUAGUUGGGCUCCGCCAUGCGGGCCGGGAGUAACGAGCCGGACGGCGUCCUCAGCUAUCAGAGACCAGAUGAAGAAGCUGUGGUGGAUCAGGGUGGGACCAGUACAAUUCUCAACAUCCACUAUGAGAAAGAAGAGUUGGAAGGUCAUAGGACUCUGUACGUGGGGGUCCGGAUGCCGCUGGGCCGGCAGAGCCAUCGGCACCACCGAACCCAUGGCCAGAAGCAUCGGAGACGAGGGCGGGGCAAGGGAGCCAGCCAGGGGGAGGAAGGCCCCGAGGCCCUGGCCCAUGACACUCCAUCUCAGCGUGUUCAGUUCAUUCUUGGCACUGAGGAGGAUGAAGAGCAUGUGCCUCACGAGCUGUUCACAGAACUGGAUGAGAUCUGCCUGAAAGAGGGAGAAGAUGCCGAGUGGAAGGAGACAGCCAGGUGGUUGAAGUUUGAAGAAGAUGUUGAGGAUGGGGGAGAGCGCUGGAGCAAGCCUUACGUCGCAACCCUUUCACUGCACAGUCUCUUUGAGCUAAGGAGCUGCCUUAUUAACGGAACGGUCCUUCUGGAUAUGCAUGCGAACAGCAUAGAAGAAAUCUCAGACCUGAUCCUGGACCAGCAGGAACUGUUCAGUGACCUGAAUGACAGCAUGAGGGUUAAAGUACGGGAAGCCCUUCUCAAAAAGCAUCAUCAUCAGAAUGAAAAGAAGAGAAAUAACCUCAUCCCCAUUGUUCGCUCCUUUGCUGAGGUUGGCAAGAAACAAUCUGAUCCACAUUCAAUGGAUAAACAUGGUCAGACUGUGUCUCCUCAGUCCGUUCCAACUACAAGUCUUGAAGUAAAAAAUGGAAUGAAUUGUGAACACAGUCCCGUGGACUUAAGCAAGGUCGACCUUCAUUUCAUGAAGAAAAUUCCCACUGGGGCAGAGGCCUCGAAUGUCCUGGUUGGAGAGGUGGACUCUCUGGGCCGCCCCGUUGUCGCCUUUGUGAGGCUGUCUCCGGCAGUCCUUCUCUCGGGCCUGACAGAAGUGCCCAUCCCAACAAGAUUUUUGUUUAUCCUACUGGGUCCAGUAGGGAAAGGUCAGCAGUACCAUGAGAUUGGCAGAUCCAUGGCCACCAUCAUGACAGAUGAGAUUUUUCAUGAUGUGGCAUAUAAGGCAAAAGAGCGGGACGAUCUCCUGGCAGGGAUUGACGAGUUCCUAGACCAGGUGACGGUGCUGCCUCCAGGGGAGUGGGACCCCUCCAUUAGAAUUGAGCCACCCAAAAAUGUCCCUUCCCAGGAGAAAAGGAAAAUGCCUGGAGUUCCAAAUGGAAAUGUUUGCCACAUAGAACCGGAACCACAUGGGGGCCACAGCGGGCCAGAACUUCAACGCACUGGGCGGCUGUUUGGGGGCUUGGUGCUGGACAUCAAGCGGAAGGCCCCCUGGUACUGGAGCGACUACCGGGAUGCACUCAGCUUACAGUGUUUGGCCUCCUUUCUGUUCCUGUACUGUGCCUGCAUGUCACCUGUCAUCACCUUUGGGGGAUUGCUCGGAGAAGCCACCGAGGGGCGCAUAAGUGCAAUUGAAUCCUUGUUUGGAGCCUCCAUGACUGGGAUUGCCUAUUCCUUGUUUGCCGGACAGGCUCUCACCAUCCUUGGAAGUACUGGGCCAGUGCUUGUGUUUGAAAAGAUUUUGUUCAAAUUCUGCAAAGACUAUGCUCUUUCAUACCUCUCCCUGCGAGCCUGUAUCGGACUGUGGACCGCCUUCCUGUGUAUUGUCCUUGUGGCAACUGACGCCAGUUCACUUGUCUGCUACAUUACCCGCUUCACUGAAGAAGCAUUUGCCUCCCUGAUUUGCAUUAUUUUCAUCUAUGAAGCAAUAGAAAAGCUGAUUCACCUGGCAGAGACCUACCCCAUCCACAUGCACAGUCAGCUGGACCACCUUAGCCUGUAUUACUGCAGGUGUACUCUCCCAGAGAAUCCAAACAAUCACACCUUGCAGUACUGGAAGGACCACAACAUCGUGACAACAGAAGUCCACUGGGCCAACCUGACUGUUAGUGAGUGCCAGGAGAUGCAUGGAGAGUUCACGGGCUCUGUGUGUGGCCACCAUGGACCCUAUACUCCCGAUGUGCUCUUUUGGUCCUGCAUUCUAUUCUUCACCACCUUCAUCCUCUCCAGCACCUUGAAGACAUUUAAGACAAGCCGCUACUUCCCAACCAGAGUCCGCUCCACGGUGAGUGACUUUGCUGUUUUCUUCACUAUCUUCACAAUGGUGAUUGUUGAUUUUUUGAUUGGAAUCCCAUCACCAAAGCUUCAAGUUCCCAGUGUGUUCAAGCCAACACGGGAUGAUCGAGGGUGGAUUAUUAGUCCUAUUGGCCCCAAUCCCUGGUGGACUGUGAUAGCUGCAAUUAUCCCAGCUCUUCUCUGCACUAUCUUGAUAUUCAUGGACCAGCAGAUCACAGCUGUCAUCAUUAACAGGAAGGAACACAAACUCAAGAAAGGAUGUGGCUACCACCUGGACCUGCUGAUGGUGGCCAUCAUGCUGGGUGUCUGCUCCAUCAUGGGCCUGCCCUGGUUUGUGGCUGCAACUGUCCUGUCCAUCACACAUGUGAACAGCCUCAAACUGGAAUCUGAGUGCUCUGCCCCUGGAGAACAGCCCAAAUUCUUGGGUAUCCGAGAACAGAGAGUAACAGGCCUUAUGAUCUUUGUGCUGAUGGGCUGCUCAGUCUUCAUGACAACUAUAUUAAAGUUUAUCCCGAUGCCAGUACUCUAUGGAGUUUUCCUCUACAUGGGAGUGUCUUCACUACAGGGAAUUCAGUUCUUUGAUCGUCUGAAGCUCUUUGGGAUGCCCGCAAAGCACCAGCCAGACUUCAUCUACCUUCGGCACGUGCCGCUGCGCAAAGUGCACCUCUUCACCCUCAUCCAGCUGACCUGCCUCAUCCUGCUUUGGGUCAUCAAGGCAUCUCCAGCUGCCAUUGUCUUUCCAAUGAUGGUUUUGGCCCUCGUCUUCGUCAGGAAAGUCAUGGAUCUCUGUUUCUCUAAGCGGGAGCUGAGCUGGUUAGAUGAUCUCAUGCCAGAAAGCAAAAAGAAGAAGUUGGAUGAUGCCAAAAAGAAGGCCAAGGAGGAAGAGGAGGCUGAGAAAAUGUUAGAAAUGGGGGGAGACAAGUUCCCCUUAGAGAGCAGGAAGUUACUAAGUAGUCCUGGAAAGAACAACAGUUUCAGAUGUGACCCCUCUGAGAUUAAUAUAUCUGACGAAAUGCCUAAAACCACAGUCUGGAAAGCUCUCAGUAUGAAUUCUGGAAACACAAAGGAAAAGAGUCUCUUCAACUAAAAGUCUUUGCUGGGAUGGAGGAUGUGGGCCGUGAGGUGCCACAGGGAAGUUCUGGUUACAGAGAAGAUCACGAGUGUCUCAGAGAAGAAGCGAUCCCAAGUCUGGCCCUGUCCUUGGUCCUGUCCAAGCCGCGCGAGCGUUCAGUUAUUGGUGGUGUGCGUCGGAGGGCGCUGCCAGGUAUGAGUGUGGAAGCAGAAGACCACCUCCCAUUGGUACUUCUCUUCCUUCUCUGUCUCUUCAGAACUGCCACCACCGAAGACCCAGCUUCCCAUUUGCCAGACAUUUCCUCUGAAACCCUCUGCUGGCCUGCUGAGCCGAAUGGAUCCAUUCUGCCACUGAGGAUUUCCUCGGUGAGGUCCCUCUUGCUCAGGGACAGGGUGAGGAAGUAGGAGGAGAGCAGAGAGGAAAAGGAAGCCUCUCCAGUCCCAUAGUGACGGCAGGCUCCUGGGCAGCCCCGUGCCUUGGUUUGGUUGCCUGCUCUGGGGGAUGCUGGCGAGACCCAGAGGCCACCAGGAGGGUCUGCUCCUAGGAGGGUCAGCGCCCUGGGCGUUGGCAUUGCUCACCACCACAGCCAGAAGGUGCCUCUGGCCUGGUGCGUCUUCAUCGCUGCCUAGCAGCAGCCUGCAUAACUCAGCAAGAACCUUGGAUGAUCAAAGGGCCAAGAGGGACGUUGAAGCUGCUUAGCUCAGACAGGAAAAGGCCUGGGGGAAAAUCAGUGAUGGUGAGUGAGGAUGAACAGCUUCUCCUGACUUCAUUGAUAGGGUAAGAGAACAAGCUUCAGUGGCUACAGAAGGAAUUAGUUUAGACAUCAGGAAGGACUUCCUAGCCUGAAGAUUUGUCAUAGUGUCUGCUUUCUAGA
This is a messenger RNA of Lipotes vexillifer (Yangtze River dolphin), 4306 nucleotides long. RefSeq names its product solute carrier family 4 member 8 (gene SLC4A8). Gene Ontology annotation, cellular component: plasma membrane. Gene Ontology annotation, molecular function: sodium:bicarbonate symporter activity; monoatomic anion transmembrane transporter activity; solute:inorganic anion antiporter activity. Gene Ontology annotation, biological process: monoatomic anion transport; bicarbonate transport; transmembrane transport. The transcript has 25 exons. The record is from RefSeq and is a predicted model, not a curated record. The coding region runs from base 169 to 3447 and encodes 1092 amino acids. NCBI's taxonomy places the organism in Eukaryota, Metazoa, Chordata, Mammalia, Artiodactyla, Lipotidae.